Messenger RNA from Penicillium cosmopolitanum, 1065 nucleotides. RefSeq names its product isopenicillin N synthase family dioxygenase. The record is from RefSeq and is a predicted model, not a curated record. The coding region runs from base 1 to 1065 and encodes 354 amino acids. The transcript has 2 exons. NCBI's taxonomy places the organism in Eukaryota, Fungi, Ascomycota, Eurotiomycetes, Eurotiales, Aspergillaceae.
AUGUCCUCCGACUUCCAAUCCAUUCCAAUCAUUGAUCUCUCCCUCGCCAACUCACCCGCGACCCGUCCGGGACUCCUGCAGCAGCUCCACCAGGCUCUCAUCCAAGUGGGGUUCUUGUACGUCUCGAAUCACGAGGUUCCACAAAAUGUCGUAUCCGACCUGAAAGGAGUCCUUCCUCAGCUUUUCAAUCUAGACCUGGAGCACAAAGAGGAGGUGGCUUUGCAUAACUCCCCUCAUUUCUUGGGCUACAGUCAAAUCGGCUCAGAAACAACCGCCGGGGUACAAGAUCAGCGCGAGCAGUUUGAAUUUGCAACGGAGCUCCCAAAUACCUGGUCUGAGGGGAAGCCACGGUAUGAAUUAUUGAAAGGGCCUAAUCAGUGGCCACGGGGUGAGCCGGAUAUCCGACUGAAAGUUGAGAACUACAUCCAAGAACUCACAAAGCUGAGCGAGAGAUUCUUAAUUUUGGUCGCCGAGGCUCUCGGUAUACCAGAUGAACUGCUAUUCUCAUUCUUAUCCGAUCAACAUCGUCUCAAGCUUGUGCACUACCCAUCCUCUGAUCCUUCUACCGCCUCCACCGGCCAAGGUGUCGGUCCUCACAAAGAUUCAUCCGGCUGGUGGACAUUUCUGCUACAGGCAUCCCCUCCAAAUGUCCAAGGCUUGCAGGCUCUUAACAAAAAUGGCGACUGGAUCGACAUUCCAGUAAUCCAAGACACCUUCGUUGUAAAUAUUGGGCAAGCUUUUGAAGUGGUUACUCAUGGCGUUUGCAAAGCGACAACUCAUAGAGUUCUCUCUGGGUCACUUGAGAGGUUCAGUGUACCUUUUUUCCAGGGUGUUCGAGGGAGUCUCACGAAAUCAGAAGCCUUGACCACAUUAAGGAGCUACCUUCCUACCGAAAUGUCAUCCGUGGAAACAGAUAUUGGAGCAAACAUCGACUCGGCUUUCUUGCGAGGCAAAUACGAUACAUGGGGUGAGUCUCAGCUAAGAACUAAAAUCCGCAGCCACCGCGAUGUGGGACGGAGAUUUUAUAGCGACGUGUUUGAGAAGUAUACCGAAGAUGAUAGCUGA